GUUUUCAAUUUUGAUCGAGAAUUGAAAGCUGAUCAAAAUUAUCAGUGGCUUUGAUAUCUGAGGGAUCAUGUUGCCAAUGGAGUUGUCGUCUGUGUAUUUAGGUUGCAGCUGGAAUUGCUGAAUCUUGAAUCCUUUUGAAUGAACUAGUCAGAGGUAAUUAGGUAAAUGAGUACGGAAACGGUGCAAGCGGUGUAGUUUUAAGUUCUCUUCUGCAUUUCAAGGGAUCAUCAGAGUUCUUACAUUCACCAACACUAAUAGAAUUUUCCUGAGGGUAUAAAUGGUUCCGCAAUCCAACAGUCGACUGAGGGUUCAAGAUAGGGUCAGUGAACUACCAGAUGCAGUUUUGUGUCACAUACUUAGUUUCCUUGGACCAGAUUAUGCAAAGUGUGCUGUCAGGACCAGUAUUUUGUCUAAGAGAUGGAAGAGCAUGUGGGCCUGUGCUCCCAAUGUGAACUUGAACAGUCGAGAUUUCUCCUCCUCUGCUGAUUUCAAAGCGUUUGCUGAUCGCUUACUUCUUCUUCGUGACUCGUCAACCAUUCAAAAGUUGUAUCUUCAUUUCAGUCUUUGCUCUGCUGAAGAUUUCUCUCGUGUUGAUGCUUGGAUUCGCACUGCUAUUAGGUGUAACGUGGUGGAGCUUGAUCUUUGUGUCUAUUCAGAUGGAGGUGAGGUGUUUGAGUUGCCCAAAAGCCUUUUCGCUUGCAAAACACUCAUGUCUUUGAAGCUGAUGUCUAAUUUUGUUAUCAACAUGCCAACAUCAGUGUGUUUCCCAAGUCUCAAAUUCUUCUACGUUACUGUCCCUACUGAUAAAGACUCCAUGGAUUUUUCUCAUUGCCCUGCGCUUGAACAUUUAGCUAUAGAUGGAUCUCAUGGAGAGGAUGGUGUUUAUCUCAACAUCUCUGUGUCUGAACUGAAGACGUUGAAGAUAACUAGUAAAGAUAUAUACAGUGUUAACAUCAAUGCCCCAAAACUUGAAAAACUUGAUCUCAAGGAAUCGGUUUUGUCAGAUUAUAACUUGGAGAAUACAAAAUCCCUAGUCGAAGCUAAUAUUUAUCUCUAUCACGAAGAGGAAGAAGGCGACGAAGAGGAUGCCGCUUUCUAUGCAACUAAUCUCUUGGAAGGAAUUUCCGGUGUUAAAUAUCUGUUCCUUUCCUCUCGUAUCUGUGAGAAUUGUUCUGUGCCUGCUUUUGAUAAUUUGAGCAAAUUGACGCUAGCUCUUCAUAGCGGCUGUUAUGGGUGGGGAAUUCUAACGAUGUUGUUGGAGAGAGCAUCAAAUCUAGAAUGCCUUGUGUUGGAACAUGACCAUCAUCAUUAUCCCGCCUAUUGUGGUGAAUCAGAGUCGGUGAUUGAACUUGAAGAUCCUAUUGAACUUCCCCCUGAAGUAGUUACAUGGAGUCCACCAGAGUCUGUUCCUAAAUGUGUGUCGUCACACCUCAAGAGUGUCUCCUUAAAGGGAUUCCAGGGAAAGCAUUUCUCGGGACAUGUAGAUGAAAUGGAAGUGCUCAAGUAUUUACUAGAGAAUGGUCAAGUUUUGAAGGAGAUGACUAUUUACACUGAGUUUCUAGAACAGGAGUUGUACGGUGAACUUUCAAGGUUUGAAUGGGGUUCAGAGACUUGUCAAGUUGAGAUUAUCAGCAAGGGAUCUUAGGUUUUAGAAGCAGUUUGUUUGAAGGUCAAAUUCCACGUUUUAAAAGGGUUUUGUUUUGUUACAAGUCUGUAUAAGCAUCAAUUUCUUGAUGACGCAAUGGUAAAGAUGACACUGCUGCUUGUUUUGAAGUUGAUGUUUUUGAUGGAUUAUGUUAGCUAAGCAAUAUGAAUCUGUUUGCAGUA
Messenger RNA from Rosa rugosa (rugosa rose), 1827 nucleotides. RefSeq names its product F-box protein At4g22280-like. Gene Ontology annotation, molecular function: protein binding. NCBI's taxonomy places the organism in Eukaryota, Viridiplantae, Streptophyta, Magnoliopsida, Rosales, Rosaceae. The coding region runs from base 278 to 1645 and encodes 455 amino acids. The record is from RefSeq and is a predicted model, not a curated record. The transcript is spliced from 4 exons.